AGCUCCGUUUCAUCCUAUACAGUGCAGCUGUAAUCCGAUUGGCUGAAGGGUGUCACGUGGGCUCGCGAGCGCCUCUAAUCCUGUCAUUUUCCAGGCGUAAUUUACCUUCAUUUAUUUCAGAUUUAUCUCUCCAUCGACAGCUAAUUUGAGCACCCCUAUUGACAGGCACGGCUCGGAACAGGACAAAAUUAUGAAUUCUGAUAACGACUACACCUUGUGCAAUCUUGACGCUCAUUCCUAUGCUAACACUUUUCCUAACUCUGAAAUACCAGCGAGCAUUUACGGAUUUGCAAACAUAAAUAACAGAUCACUCGAUACCGGCCAGGGGUACUACGGUCCUGACCCCUCCCUAGGAAGUCUUCAGGGUGGGGAGCUAGCUUUGGGAACUAACCCUCAGCUUUCUUACCCCGUAUCCACCAGCGUUAUCGCCCGAGCUUCACGCCACCCAGGAGGGUAUGGCUUGGGGGUGGGGGACAUCCCGCCCGUCCCUACAGUCAAUGAAUGUUAUGUGCCAAACGGAAACGGUAAUGGGGCAGCUUGUAUGGACAUGGGGGUGCGGACGCCUUUUUCUUGUGCCUCGGACCCUGCUCGAAACACCCUGCCAACGGGGGGAACCAGCGCUUACCUUUCGCACACACCUGGGGGAUCCCCCCUGAAGUCGGAACAGUGCGGAAGUCAGGCCAUGCAAUCGAAGCCAUUUCGUUGGAUGACAAUUAAACGAAAUCCGACAAAACCAGCUGGGAAACCUGGCGAGUAUGGAUACACAGCACCAUCACAGCAGCAGCAACAGCAAGGAGGAGCAUCGGGCCGUACCAAUUUUACAAAUAAACAGUUAACGGAGCUGGAGAAAGAAUUUCAUUUUAAUAAAUACCUCACACGCGCAAGAAGAAUUGAGAUAGCGGCAGCGUUAGGGCUCAAUGAAACACAAGUGAAAAUCUGGUUUCAAAACCGGCGAAUGAAGCAAAAGAAACGAAUGCGAGAGAUACAAUUCGAAAAAGGCAAUGAGAAUUCAUGCCAACUUGGACUAGAAGGCUUAUCAGUUCCCACGUUAAGUUUGUGCCACGACGCACGUUAAAUAUUUUGUGUCUAGCUGUUAUAUCUAUCAUCUUUUAAUUUCAUUUCGUUUGUGUCGAAAUGGAAUGCCAGCGACGAGUGGAAAAAUGCAAAUACUGAAAUACGUCAGUGAAACCGGAAGUGACGACAUGGACACAAUAUGGCGUCGAGGUAACCGGGUGUGGUGUCAAGGGGCACAACUCUUCAACUGUGUCGACACCAUCUUUGAAGUCUACAACAUUAUUUUCAAAGGACUUUUUCUUUCGCUUGAAUUCUUUUCACUAGAACGUGCAGCUUCCUUGCCAGAAAUAUGCCCAUAUAUGGACAAUACUAAACAUGUAAUGGACGUCACCAUGACCAGUCAAUAACAAAUGAAUGUUGUUUGUCAUGAAAUAACGUUCAGGAAAAGAUACCUUUGUCGUUAAUUGUCGUUCGGGGGCAAAACAUGACAACACUCGUGCGUGAAAGUCAUUAAACUGACCCCUUGAAUUUCACAAAUGCCUUUUCUCAAGGUUUAAAAAAACAUCCAACGAGAAUCAAUGUUAUUAUUUGGCAACUUAUUAGUCCUUUUCAAAAUCACUUAACGUCAAAUGUGGUGUAUGUGAGUGAACGAAUUGCCUUACGUAUUUUGAAACGAUCGUAAAGAUUAGGUUCGACGUCAUGACGGUCAUUCAACCAGAGUGACCAUAGACCACACACACCUGUCACGUGACAUAAACAAUAUUCCCACCGAUGAUUUUUGCAACUGUUUAUAAAGAGAACAACUUCAUGACAAUUAGCUGUAUUUCUUUCAGAGACGUGUGUAGACCAUUGGUUGAUUAAUUGUUGAUUUUGAAUGAGUUAGUGUGACCUUAUGUUGCCAUGCACAACUAUAAGACUCAAACUUCUCUUAAACAAUGUUGCGCGCGUUACAUCAUAUUAAUACAGCCAGUACCCCUCUUCUCAAAAUAGAAACUGAGUGUUUUUGUCAAUUGUACUUAUGUAGUCAAACGAUGUUUUGGGUACAGUUUACUUUUUAGACAUUUUUUAAAAUAUUUGUAACCCUGGGCAAAUCUUUAAUAUUUUUUUCUGUAUUGCCGUAUUUUUUGUGUUUAUUUUAUUAAUCGAAAUUUGUAAAGCGGCACGAAAGAUAUCGAAAUUAAUCAUAUUCAAAUGUGUUAUUACUUAAUAGCAUCACAUAAAUGAGCUAAAACAAACAAAAAAGGUUUUAAUGUCCUUAAAACAUGGUUUAUAUAUUCUUGUUUACAUGGAGCAGCGUUACCACGACCCAAAUCAUCCUUAUAUGUUACCUACUCUGCAGCCGCAUCUCUUGAUUAGUCUGCUUAAGUUCUGCAAAAAUAUAUACUAUUUUUUCAAAAUACGAGCUGUAAUAGAUCAAUGGUGUAUAGUCGUUGCCUCACUUUUAACUUAGAACACAGAAAUGGUUGAAUGUUUGAAUCAGAGUACAUUGAAGUUGCGAGCGAAGCAUGAGGUGUCGUAUGUCCGCCUGGAAGCCCUAAGCGUGAUAGAAUAGCGGCCAACAAUAUAGUGUCUGGUUGUGCAUGGCAGUAUUCCCGAAAGACUGAAUGAAUUUCUUGAUUUUUGUACAGAUGUAAUUCUUGUUAUAAUGUCCACUGCAUAUUACAUUCCACGCCUGUGUAUAAAGCUGCAUGUGUUUAUUUCAAUGGUGAUCAUGUCUAUUUCGAUUAUGGUGCUGUAGGUUCGUGUAUAGUGCACUGUUCAAUGUCUUCAUCAUCGUGUAUAUAUCACUUAGGUACAUGUUGAUUUCAAAACAGUCUUAAAUAAUGCAAUCAUAUCCUCUCAAACUUUUUUCUCUUACAUAUAUAACGAAUAAAUGCAAUUGUUCUAACACAGUAUGUCGAUGACAAACGACGACGAUUGUUUUGUAGGUUAUACUGAAAGUAACAGAUGUAUAUGAGAGCUACUUGAAAACAUACCUAUCGCAGUCAUCAAUGUAUAUCGUCAUCGCUAAAGUCUUUUUGAUAGGUAAAUAUUUAUUUGGCAAGACGUUAGAGGACUGUUUUGAAAUUAAUACACGAGAGAGGUUCAGGGUCCAGCUUCUAACAUCACAGUUUCUUUCUUAGUGUUUCAAUUCCUUACAUAAUUAAACCACGCAAUAGAAAGUGUGAUUUAAGAAUUUAGUGCUCGAACAAUAUCCUCAGGGCGGUAUAUAAGACCUGACAGAAAAUGAUUGCUAUCAAAAUACCAUCUAAUGGGUAAAGGCUAUCAUGUUCCUCAUUGCUUCGAAAAAAAAUGUUAAUUGAAUUUUUUAUGUUAUCAUAAUAUCUUUUAAAAACCGGAAACGGUUCUUAUUUGCAUGUUUGAGUGUACAUUGCCGAGUUUAUAGCAAACCUGCUCCGAGCACAGUGGCCAAAAGUCAUUAAAUAGCUGUCGGAUCUCGGCGUGAAUUAACAGACAUCUUCGAUCUUGAUUUCACAAAAACAAAAGAGGCCGAAAGCAUCCGCGAAUUUUAUUGGCUAUUUCCAUAGCGUGCAGGUGCUACUGGAGACAACGAGGAGCCAGCCCUGAGCUUUUUCUUGUGAAAUUUGCACCUGGGGUUAUGAGAUUUUGUAAUAGAUCUAUAAUAUGGAGUCGUGAAAUCUACAUCAAUGCAUUUCACAUUUAGGGAUCAAUCUGAAAUAGAAAACAAAACUGAUUUCGUUUAAAGUUGUUAUUUAUUCUGUUUUAUUUGCGUUAAUGUCGACUAAGAACAAAGAUUGUUUACUGAUUUCAAUAUUUCGUUUCAUGUCUAGGGUUUUUUAAACUCAAAUAGUGUGAAACCGUCGUGUGAAACCAUAGUGUGAAACCGUAUGAUCACAUGAUUGGGCUCUCAUAUCGGCAAAUGACAAAGUUAAACGAGUUAUAUUUCUUGUGCAAUUCUUAGCAUUUAAUGAUGUGAUAAUACUAGGAAUGAUAAAUGAACGAUUUUAUCUGUCAAGGUGUUUCUGUAUCAUUGGCAUGUUCUGGUGUAGACUUCAACUUAGAUUUCACUUUUCAUAUUUUAGUCUUUCUUUAACAUAAUCAUUCUUAAUAACCGAUAAAACAUUAAAUACACCAGAUCAAUUUCGUAAUGUACAAUUCUAAGUGUGUAAUACAAUAAAACUGGGGUAGACAUAUUUUCUCCAUCUUUGAUAAAACAACAAAUAAAAAAAUUUCAUAAAUGUGAAAAACAAAAAUAAUUCUCAUUUUCUUCGCUUUUGCUUCUUAUAUGCAAUAGGUCACAUAGUCAUGUUUCGUCAUUGUAACAAAACUACUCGGGCAACGCCCGUCAAAGCGAAGUGGAGCUCCGAGAGUCGAUGCCGUCAAACUACUUUAGGCUUUAGAUUUUCGCUAAUAUAACCACGCAAUGAUUCUGUUUUAGUCCUGUGCAUGUUAGUAUUUGUUUACUUUGUGAUAGGCGAACUGGUCAGCCUUUGAAACAUUUUAUGAAGAGUAUUGUAUGCUCAAACUAUUUGAGAUAUUAUUUAUUUAUACUGUCAUAUCUGUCAAAAUAAUUUAUAUGAUAUGUCUGGUCAAACAUUAAAAUUUGCAAUAUAAUAAACCAAUGUUAAAAA
This is a messenger RNA of Haliotis rufescens (red abalone), 4607 nucleotides long. Its product is annotated as homeobox protein Hox-B1-like. Gene Ontology annotation, biological process: regulation of transcription by RNA polymerase II. The record is from RefSeq and is a predicted model, not a curated record. Gene Ontology annotation, cellular component: nucleus. Gene Ontology annotation, molecular function: DNA-binding transcription factor activity, RNA polymerase II-specific; RNA polymerase II cis-regulatory region sequence-specific DNA binding. The transcript has 2 exons. NCBI's taxonomy places the organism in Eukaryota, Metazoa, Mollusca, Gastropoda, Lepetellida, Haliotidae. The coding region runs from base 191 to 1075 and encodes 294 amino acids.